AUGGCUGGAGGCGGUGCUACCGUCACUGAGGGUCUCGAUAUAGCCUAUGGCCCUGCAGGUUGUCUCCCAUGUCCAAAAGUCGUGAAGCGAAAUGAAGCUGAUUGUGCGAAAGGCUACAAGGGACUUGUUCGUGAGCCCUAUAUCUUCUUCCUGGCAUGCUUUGCCAGUGUCGGAGGCCUCCUCUUUGGUUACGAUCAAGGCGUCAUUUCCGGUGUCAUUGUCAUGAACAACUUCGCCAAACAGUUUCCCGACCUGGUCAACAACCCCAACCUGCAGGGCUGGAUGGUCUCUGUCUUGACCCUCGGAGCCAUGUUCGGCGCCCUCGCCAACGGUCCUAUCGCCGACCGCCUCUCCCGCCACUGGUCUCUCCUCCUCGCGAACAUUGUCUUCCUCGUCGGCUCCAUCAUCCAAGCCGCUGCCAUAAAUGUAGCGAUGAUGUUCGUAGGCCGCUUUGUUGCCGGACUGUCCAUCGGCAUGCUUUCCAUGGUUGUUCCGCUGUACCUGAGUGAGCUUGCGCCCCCAAACAUCAGGGGAAGUCUUAUCGCGCUCCAGCAACUCGGUAUCACCGUUGGCAUCAUGGUUGCGUUCUGGCUGGAUUAUGGCACCCAGCACAUCGGAGGCACCGCCGCACCGGCGAUACCCAAAGUCCCAUCGCCUGGCGAUUGCCGCUGGCUUUGCAGUCGCGAGGAGGAGGCGCUGUCCACUCUUUGCAGGCUCAGACGAGUUCCGACGACCGACGAUCGAGUGAAGCUCGAACUCUUGGAAAUCAAAGCUGCAGCAAUCUUCGAUCAAGAAACCGAUACUGCCGGAUUUUCGGGCACACAACCGGGCUUCAUGCGGGCUCUCCACCAGUACCAAGAGUUGUUUACAGUGCGCCACUUGAGCAGGCGUCUCCUCAUUGCUUUCAUGCUUCAAAUUAUUCAACAGUUCACAGGAAUCAGUAACUAUGCGCCGCAAAUCUUCCGAUCCAUUGGGCUGAGUGGCAACUCCACUGAUCUCCUAGCCACAGGCGUGGUUGGCGUGAUAAACUUCUUUUCGACGAUUCCAGCCAUCAUGUUCCUUGAUAGAUGGGGCCGUCGCAAGGUAUUGAUGAUUGGCGCCGUUGGCAUGGGUGUCUCGCAGCUCAUCGUUGGCACCCUUAUUGCGGUGUACAGGAACUCCUGGGCGGAGCAUAGAGAUGCUGGGUGGGCUGCGGCAGUUUUCAUCUGGAUUUACAUCUCCAAUUUCGCAUUCAGCAUUGGAUGCGUAAAUUGGAUUAUGCCGUCUGAGAUGUUUCCUCCCGGAGUUCGAGCCAAGGCUGUUGGACUGGCAAUCGGCUCCAACUGGCUGACAAAUUUCAUCGUGGCGCUCAUCACACCGAGAAUGCUGAGAUCAAUCAGCUUUGGGACGUUCUACUUUUUCCUCGCGUUCUGCGUCAUCCUGCUCGUGUGGGUGUACUUCGGAGUGCCUGAGACGAAGGGCGUCCGCAUUGAAGAGAUGGACAAGCUCUUCGGCGGUAAUCAAGGUGAAGCCGAUAUGAAAAGGAUUGCAGGCAUUCGCGAGAGACUCGGUAUAGUUCCUCCGGCUCCGGACAGUGUUUCGCGUGAGAAGUCCCGAUGCGCCAACUCCAAGGUUGACGUUGUGCACUGUGAGUACCGGGAGGAGUAA
This is a messenger RNA of Coniosporium apollinis CBS 100218, 1647 nucleotides long. RefSeq lists its product as uncharacterized. The record is from RefSeq and is a predicted model, not a curated record. The transcript has 9 exons. Bases 1 to 1647 code for a protein of 548 amino acids. Lineage: Eukaryota; Fungi; Ascomycota; Dothideomycetes. Gene Ontology annotation, biological process: carbohydrate transport; transmembrane transport. Gene Ontology annotation, cellular component: membrane. Gene Ontology annotation, molecular function: carbohydrate:proton symporter activity.